Messenger RNA from Spodoptera exigua (beet armyworm), 2383 nucleotides. The record is from the annotation of a GenBank genome assembly. Lineage: Eukaryota; Metazoa; Arthropoda; Insecta; Lepidoptera; Noctuidae.
GUUUUAUUGUAGGGCUGAAAACAAAAGAUAACGGUCGCUCUAUCUGCAUUAAUAUCAUUUUAUCCGUGUGACUGUACGGCCAGAGAUAUGUAUAUAUUUUUACCUCGCGUCUAACGCACUACAGUCGCGUCCACCGUCGAAUAAACACCACAGUGACAGUGAAUAUUGACCUGCGUGAUAUAAAAACAAUGCGUGUUCACAGUUGAGGAAGCUGACAAUUUUAUUGUGACGUGCGGAACGGCUCUUUUAUAUUGUUAUCUUUGUGAAUACAUACGAACUCUAGUGCUCAGUUAAAAUGACGGUGCCAUCGAUUCCCCAAAUACUUACAGAACUGAAGAUGACACAAGAUGAACAGCAGCCCAGAAAACGCCCCGUAUACACAUGGUGGGUGGAUUCCUGGAGAGGAAUCCUCUCUGAGUUCAUCUCCACGAUGAUGCUCGUUUUAUUCGGCUGCAUGUCUUGCUUACCAAUGGAAGGAAUCAACUUAACCAUAUAUCCACCCUUCGGGUUUGGUUUCGUAGUCUUGUUCAACAUUCAAAUCUUUGGACAUAUUUCUGGAGCAUACAUGAACCCAGCGGUGACUUUAGCGACUGUAAUCUGGGGGAGUAAGUCCAUACCCAUCGCAAUUUUAUAUGUACUAGCCCAGUGUGCCGGAGCUGUGCUCGGUUACGGGAUCUUAGUAGCAUUAUCACCAUUUGACUUGGAAGUUGAUAGCGUAUGUGUGACUAUGCCAUUCUCUGGUUUAACGGACCUACAAGCAGUGGGAAUUGAAGCAGCGUUAACCGCAGCACUUAUUUUGAUUAACUGUGGUCUGUGGGAUCCAGCGCACGCGAAUAAACAAGACAGCGCCCCGAUAAAGUUCGGUUUGACAAUUGUUGGACUCGGCCUCGUGGGAGGACCACUGACGGGGGCAAGCAUGAACCCUGCAAGGACCCUUGGACCAGCUGUUUGGACGGGCAGAUGGGCCCGACAUUGGGUAUACUGGGUUGGACCAUCUAUCGGUAGCUUCUUGUCAGUUCUGUUUUACAAAAAAGUGUUUUUAAAGAAAUACGAAUAAAUUAGAACUGUGGUAGUUAAUGAAACGGUUACUACUAGUAUCAAAAGUUGGGCACUUAAAGCUAGAUACGAAUUUCUAGACGUUGGUUUUGUAUAAACUAUAAUAUGUAUAAUAACAUAUACUGGGUGUUGUUGGUUUUUGCACAGACGUUGUUCAAACAAAGCAUAAACUAUCGAUAUAUCAGCGACUGAUAAUAUUCGGACAUCGCAAUACCCAAGGCCAUAUACCAAUAGUUAAUAUACAUAUAGUUUUGAAAGACUUAAUGAGGUUGAAGCUGUGUUCAAUACAUUGCUUCUAAUACUUCGUUUCUAUUUAAAACCUAUUUAAUUUAAAUAUAUUAAUAAAUAAUUUAUUAUCAGUAUUUUUAUCUCAACGUGUAAAAUUAUUUAGUACGUUUAAUUUGAAGACGAUUUCAUAUAGAUUAGAUAAUUAUUUGUAGACUUUAAAAUACUCUUGUAGUGGAUAACCUGGCUUAUGUUUGUUACGAUCAUAUAGGAUUUUUUUUUAUCUUCAUUCAAAGCAUGUAGUUUCUGAUUCAAUCUAUUGUGCGAAAUCAUUUUAUUCUUAUCAUCAAAUUCAUUUCCUUUGCUAAUGAAAGUAGUUACUUGUAAGUGUUUAUGAUGAUUAGACUUAAGAAAUGGAGUGUUAAUUGGAUUUCCCAUAGGAAAUAAUGCCGUUAGAAUUCUAAUGGUACUUAAAUGGCAGACUCAUUGGCAUAGCUACGUCGGCAGAUACAUCUGUAGUUACUCUUAGGGAUAAUGAGAGAAAAAAAAGGAUGGGAAAGAGGUGGGACUUACAAGUUUAGAACCUUUUUCCUUGUAAUAAAGUCAAGUAAAACAGUUAUUAAGUUUUUACAUUUAGGCGAUGUUCAUAGUUUAAUGAAUUAAAAAAUAUGAGACAUAGGCCAAUUAAUCAAAAUCGGACAAAUUACUAACUGGUUUUUGGUUGAACUAUUAAUGUAGGUAAAAAUAGACAAAUUGACCUUGCCAGUCCCUCUGGUAAUUAUUGACUUAAAUAUUUAUUACAUUAAAACCUCUAACUCUAAUUUUAAGAUUGUAUUUACCUAUAUACAUAUUUUCGUAGACAAAAUAUCAUACACAUUUUUAUUACCUACAAUUUAACAUUUUUAUAUCAAUCUUACAAUUGUGGGAGUCGUCUUGGUAUCAGAGAUGCCAAUCGGCAAUGACCUUAAAAAUAAGGAAAAUACAGGCUCAAUACACGCGUUGCAUAUUCAACUUGCUGUAACAGUUAAAGGCCUGUUAUAUGAACUUAAAAAUCUUUUCAUAGUAAUUUUAUAUGAAGUCAAUGACACUCGAGUAUUUACUU